Messenger RNA from Trypanosoma cruzi, 1149 nucleotides. RefSeq names its product mucin-associated surface protein (MASP), putative. Lineage: Eukaryota; Euglenozoa; Kinetoplastea; Trypanosomatida; Trypanosomatidae. Bases 1 to 1149 code for a protein of 382 amino acids. The transcript has a single exon. The record is from RefSeq and is a predicted model, not a curated record.
AUGGCGAUGAUGAUGACUGGCCGUGUGCUGCUGGUGUGUGCCCUCUGCGUGCUGUGGUGCGGUGCCGGCGGUGGCUGUACUGAAGGCGGUGAGACACCUGUUGAGAGUAAACUCGGUAAUACUGCGAGCGGUGCUGAAGUUCUGCAAGCAAAACCCGAGACGGCAGAAUCAGGCAUUCCGGGAACGCAACCACAAGUACCAAUAGAUAAUGAGGAAGCAAAACGCCUAAUUGGAGAGGGAUCUUUGGAAGGAAGCGAAGAUAACGUUGUUGCAGACACAGAAGAUCUUUCUGAAGACGAUGAAGGAGGUGAGGAAGAAGGAAAUGAGGAAACCCAAAGAAAAAAAUUGAACGGAAGACAGGAGGAACAUGAAGAAAAGGGACCUGCAAGUGGCCUUGACACCUCGAACGGGUCGUCAAUUGAGAGUCAGCUACAAACGCUCCAGACAAAUUCAUCUACAGGUAGCAGUCCUCCUUCCAGUAGUCUGAAAGCGAUUCCCGAUCCCACGCAAACAGGAAUUAAAGAAAACGGCGUCUCCGUUACAAAUCCACCGACAGGUGAAGAAACACUCAAAGAAGAUACCAGAGACAACGUACCACAUGGUGGACUUGCGAAAUUAACUCUUCCACCUCCUCCAGAACACAGUGCUGCUGCCAGUGGAAUUUUUGCCGAAUACAAGAAAGACGAAGGUCAACAAGAUGCUAAUUUGCAUAGCACUGCGACCACAGUACAAGACAGUCAGGACGACACUACGAAAAACACUAAGAAAGAAACAAUACCAACCGCUAUAAAAACUGAUACUGAGACUACACAGCACAAUGACAGCAGCCCAGCAGAACUAACGGCCCCGCAGUCUGACGCUGGUGUGGAGAGCACUCCGUCGACCAAUUAUUCAAGGCAUUCAUCCACUGAGGACGCUGCACGGCUCAGUGAGACCAACGAUGCUGAAGACGCAUUAGGCAGCACAGAGAAUGCGGACUCUAAGAUUGCAGAAACCGAAAAGGCGCCUCUCGCCACCGCCAACACAACUGACACGACGAACACACAAAACGGUGACGGCAGCACCGCGGCCUCCCACACCACCUCCCCUCUUUUGCUUCUUCUUCUUGUUGUUGCGUGUGCGGCUGCUGCUGCGGUGGUGGCCGCGUGA